Messenger RNA from Botrytis cinerea B05.10, 1152 nucleotides. RefSeq lists its product as hypothetical. The record is from RefSeq and is a predicted model, not a curated record. Bases 154 to 969 code for a protein of 271 amino acids. Lineage: Eukaryota; Fungi; Ascomycota; Leotiomycetes; Helotiales; Sclerotiniaceae. The transcript is spliced from 3 exons.
GGCCACUGAGUUUCUACUUUCAAACAACUAAUUACAAUAACUUACCACAGCUGAUUAGUAGAUCAAAAAUCUACAUCGCAACAACUACCACUAUAUCUAACGCAGAUAUAUUCAUCCGUUACCACUAACCCACCAAAUAAAAGCUUUACACCCAUGUCUUUAAUUUUAGCGAACUUGUUACCACCAAUGACCAAAUCUUGGGCUGACGAAGCCAACGACGAAUUCGAAGAGCAAUCCAUCGAUGAUCUAGCAACUAUAAACUUUGUUGAUACAUCUAAAUUUGACAGAGACACAGUCAUGGGAGAAGCAUAUGAUUUCAGAGAUUAUGAGACUCUUGAUUUCUCUGACGACGAAUAUGCAAUCGAUUCCUACGACUAUGCAUUGAAAUUCGAAAAAGUGUCGAAUGAUGAUAGCGCCGCUGUAGUCACUACUCCUGAUGAGACACUCUUGCCCAAGAACAGAAAGAAAUUAGGUGCAGCCAUGACAUCUAGACUUCCUAGAGCAGUAUCUUCCUCUGCCGAAGAAUCUUACUCGGACACAUUUCUCGAUACCAUUCCUGAAGACGAAGAACCGCAGGAUCAAGAUCAUAGCCAAACUACCGCAGUCACAGAGAUUACUCUUGAUAACUGGCAGGGCGAUGCCUCUGUUGAAGUGGUCAAUCGUGACCCAAGUAUCGAUUCAAAUCAAAGCAUUCCUGAACUGGAUGGCAUGAAUUUCUGGGACACUGAGUCGUGCUACAGUUGUGAUACCGAGAUCGAGGUGGUUGAGGAAGAGGUUCAAAUUGACCACCCAUUGAUGGGAAAAGAUGUCGUUCGCAUUCAGAAGUCCUUCACAACAGUAAAGGCUAGCGACUAUGAAGCUCAUCCUUCAAGAGUCUUCUAUCGUAGCACGGAACCAACAACUUGGGGUUGGACACCAUCAAACUUAAGAUACUGUUUGACAGUCAUCCGCGAAGUAGAAUCUGGAUGAUAUAUUUAGGCUGUGUACAUGGAAGAUGGUAUGUGACGAGAAGCCUUUUUGUCUGGCGCAGUUAUUUUCACCGUUGGAGUUAGAGAUGAACUCCAGUUAAGUAUUUCUGAUUAAUAAGUACAAAGGCCAAUUUUCAAGUUCCUUAGAAUUGGGAGACAGUAACACAGAGACAGAACGACGGCA